AUGGACCAUGUAUCUCUCCUUAUCGCCAUUCUCCAGCUUUGUGGUGCUUUACCCAACGCAGAAGGAAAGCUUGUGGAUUCAGCUGUAAAAUUUACUGAGAAGGUGAAACUGGAAUGCAUAUAUCCAAAAAAAGCCGUGAUAAUCAAAACAUCCUGGAUGAAAUUUAACGUAACUCAUGAAGAAAAUGUAGCUGUCUUGCAUCCAAUCUAUGGCAUACAUAUGGAAGACAAAUACAAUGGAAUAAUUUAUUUUAAAAGCGCUUCCAGGGAAGACAAGUCCUUAUCCUUCAUCAAGAGCACUUUGGAGGAUGUUGGUCUUUAUUUUUGCUCCAUUGUGACUUACCCAGAUGGAAUUUGGGAAAAGGUAAUAAAAAUUAUUCAUCCAUUGGAUGCUUUUGAAGUAUCUGAGAAACAAAAUAAUCACAUGUUUACCAACCCAGGAGGAAAUGUCACUUUUACUUGCCCUUAUAAAAUUGGAGAUUCUGUGCAGCAAGUGUUGUGGGAAAGGAUUAAAGCAGAUCAGGUAGAUAUUGUUGUUCUGUGUGGCUCAUCAGGAUAGCAAAGCUUUGGUUCAGAUUUCAAAGAGCAUACACUGGUGGAUUGCUCUGAUCGGGCAAACUCCAUGUUUGUCAUUCAAAACAUUACUGCCUCUGACUUUGCAACGUACCACUGUGUAGCUACUAGAAGAAACAAAACGUAUGAUGUGAUGAGUUUUACUGUGGCUGCGACUUGGGAUCACAAAUGGUUUAUUAUCUACAUAGCUGGAGGAAUUUCUGCUUCUGUCUCACUGUUAGUUUUCCUACUGAUCUUCUGCAUCAGUGCUUAUCAGAAAAAUUAUGGAAGAUCCAAUUUUCAUGGCACAUGGAACACAGAAAGAAGAGGAGAAGAAUCAUCACUGAGGCAGACAGAGGAGAUUUAUGUCAACUGCAAAAAUGUCUCACACAAACCUAAGAAAAGACCAUUAGAUUCCUUCUUAAGAAUGAAUGCUGACGCUGCGUCUCAAUUCGGCAACAUUUUAGCAACUCCAGCAGAAAUCAGUGGGCUGCGGCAAGGACCUAAAAACGUUACUGGUGAAGACAGGCUGGCCUGCUGGUGGAGACGGGUAGAAAGGCCCCGAUGUCGAAUGUGCCGUUGCGACGGAGCCCAAGAACAAGCCUUCUCCGGUCAUGCAGAAACCUUCACACCACCAGUUUCAUUUGUUUCCACCACUUUCGCACAACAUGAACGUGUCCCCUUCCCCACCCCCCACCCCCAUCCUUUCUGA
This is a messenger RNA of Phaethon lepturus (White-tailed tropicbird), 1263 nucleotides long. It is a transcript of the gene CD226, whose product is annotated as CD226 molecule. Gene Ontology annotation, biological process: cytokine production; positive regulation of type II interferon production; positive regulation of natural killer cell mediated cytotoxicity directed against tumor cell target. Gene Ontology annotation, cellular component: external side of plasma membrane. NCBI's taxonomy places the organism in Eukaryota, Metazoa, Chordata, Aves, Phaethontiformes, Phaethontidae. The record is from RefSeq and is a predicted model, not a curated record.